CGGGACAUGCAUCCACAUGCUGCUUUCAACUGGUCACUUGGCGAGUUGAAAGUUAGUUUGAUUAUUCUUUUGCGGGUAGAUUGGCAAAAGGAACACUGGACAUGGGGCCAGCACGAAUUGUAGCACGAAGAGGUCAGGCCAGUCAGGCCGAACGAGCCAAAAAACAUUCAGAACGAGCUGCUUUGUAGCUUGCAUGUCUGGAGCACAGAGGAUUGACAGGAUACCGCUGGAAGCUCCAUGGGACCGUUUGGACUUCCAGGAUCAGCAAGCUAUAGAGGCUUACUGCACUGACCUGGAACGCAUUAUGGCAAUGUCCAAUGAUGGUCAAGCCUUUGCAGAGCACGUGGCAGCCAUGGACCACAGAUUUCAGGAGGCAUGGUUUGCAGCCAAGUUUGGCGAUGCCAAUGCAGAUCCGAUGCAGGCCUUUCGUCAACCUCCCACCGCUGGGGUAGUGCAUCCACAACGCGCAGCGGGUCGGAACGGUUCCGGCAGUUCAAUCAGCGCAGGUCUUGGGUCAGAGAUCCUGCAGCGCCAUGCUUCCUUGCUGGAUGGCCGCUUUGUGAGGUCUGCGGCUGCCCCUCCUCGCGAAGCGGCUGGGGCAGGGGCAUUUUCGCGAAACUUGGCAUCUGCAGCUGGACCUUCACGAUAUGUGAGCAGCCAGGCACCAUCCCCACGAAUUGCUCGGCAGGAUGCCUUCCGCCGCUGUUCCUACUGUGGGGCAUCAGCACCCGAAGCCUUUUGUGGCCAGUGUGGCUCCCAUGCUGAGGCAGCUGACUGGCGUCAACCCUGGCCAAGGCCUCCUCCGAGAAUUUAAGAGUGCAACAAGGAGCCCGUGUGGGGUUCCAAGAUUUCUCAGCAGUUUGAGCUGCUGAAUGCUUUAAAGCUGACCUGAUGCUGUCUUAAUUCGUUGAAGAGCAUAGUCUCUUGGGUGCGAGCAAGCUUCUCGCUUGUGGCAAAAGAAGAGAGGUGCUUCAUGGUGCUUCCGUCGAAC
This is a messenger RNA of Durusdinium trenchii, 991 nucleotides long. Lineage: Eukaryota; Dinophyceae; Suessiales; Symbiodiniaceae. The record is from the annotation of a GenBank genome assembly.